Molecule: messenger RNA, 1959 nt
Organism: Oncorhynchus nerka (sockeye salmon)
Lineage: Eukaryota; Metazoa; Chordata; Actinopteri; Salmoniformes; Salmonidae
Gene: slc35d4
Product: UDP-N-acetylglucosamine transporter TMEM241 homolog
Exons: 10
Coding region: 320-1084 (254 amino acids)
Cellular component (GO): Golgi apparatus
Molecular function (GO): antiporter activity; GDP-fucose transmembrane transporter activity
Source: RefSeq, a predicted model, not a curated record
GGUUGUGUGAUGACGUGUCAUGACUUCGAACCCCGUUCAAAGAUGCCCGGCCAUUCUGAGGGUGAACCAAAAGCUUGAUGAUGUAAAAUUAUCAAUCUUUAACUGCGAGAGACAGAAAGACAAAUGCAUUUCAAAAGACAUGUUACUGGUCUAAUAUUUUGUUUAUUUUAUGUAGUAUCGUAUUUCACGAAUAAGGUGAGUUUUCGCUGGCUUUCCCACAGAUACAGGCUAGUCAGGCAAACAGACCUACCAACAUCAAUGCUCUCAACAACGGUUGCUUGAUUUAUCAGUGAUCAAUUAUUGAUUUUAGCUGGUUGGCAUGCAAGUAUGUCGCUGUAUCAAAGAUAAAGAAAGCAACGAUGUGUGGCUGUAUUCUAACAUUGUAACAAGACCUCAGCCUCUUCCGGGUUUUAAACCGCCGUUCAGCGCUGUACAGUUGAGAUGGCAGACUUUUAUUGGGGGCCUGCUGCUUCUGCUUUCUGGGAAACUUGGAUUGGUGGAUAUAAGUGGCUUUCCCAGGUCAGCAGCACUUUCCUGGCUUCCGGGAUCCCUCCUGUUUGUAGGGAAUAUUUAUGCAGGGUCCAGAGCUCUUUCACGCUUGCCUAUCCCUUUCUUCUUCACUCUUCACAAUGCUUCUGAAGUGGUGAAUUGCCUGAUCCUGAAGUUAACCCAGAUGGAGCGAAUUCCAUGGAUGAAGCUAUUAAGUGUGAGUCUGCUGUUGAUGUCGGCCAUCAACCUCCCCCUCUAUGACCCUCAGUUUGACCCUGGUGGUUACAUGUGGGCCCUGGCACAUCUCUUCUGUGUUGGUGCCUAUAGAGUGUUCCAGACACACUUCAAGUCCAGUCAUUUGAGUGACCUUGAACAACAAUACAUCAACUAUUUGUUCAGUGUGUUGCUGUUGGCCUUUGCUGCACACCCUACUGCGACUACAACCUCAUACCCAGGAAGACUUGACGCUACAGGCUUGGCACACCUGUAUUUGAGGAGUUUCUCUCAUUCUUCUCUGCAGAUCCUCUCAAGCUGCCAGGUUGAAUGGGGAGUGUUGCUGCACAGCUAUUUUCAGGUCUCUCUAGAGAUGUUCUAAUAGGUUCAUGUCCGGGCUCAGGCUGGGCCAAUCAAGGACAUUCAGAGAUAUGUCCCAAAGCCAAUCCUGCAUUGUCUUGGAUGUCUGCUUAGGGUCAUUGUCGUGUUGAAAGGUGAACCUUUGCCCCAGUCUGAGGUCCUGAGCAGGUUUUCAUCAAGGAUUUCUCUGUACUUUGCGCCGUUCAUCUUUCCCUCGAUCCUGAAGUCUCCCAGUCCCUGCCUCUGAAAAACAUCCCCACAGCAUGAUUCUGCCACUACCAUGCUUCUGCCACUACCAUGCUUCACCGUAGGGAUGGUGCCAGGUUUCCCCCAGACGUGACACUUGACAUUCAGGCCAAAGAGUUCAAUCGUGGUUUCAUCAAGCCACAGAAUCGUGUUUCUCAUGGUCUGCGAGUCCUUUAGGUGCCUUUUGGCAAACUCCAAGCGGGCAGUCAUGUGCCUUUUACUGAGGAGUGGCUUACGUUUGGCCACUCUACCAUAAAGGCCUGAAUGGUGGAGUGCUACAGACAUGGUUGUCCUUCUGGAAGGUUCUCCCAUUUCCACCUCCCUGACCAAGGCACUUCUCCCCGAUUGAUCAAUUUGGCUGGGUGGUCAGCUCUUGGAAGAGUCUUAGUGGUUCUAAACUUCUUCCAAUUAACAAUAAUGGAGGUUACCUUCAAUGCUGCAGAAAUGUUUUGGUACCCUUCCCCAGAUCUGUGCUUCGACACAAUCCUGUCUCGGAGGCCUACAGACAAUUCCUUCGACCUCGUGGCUUGGUUUUUGCUCUGACAUGGACUGUCAACUGUGGGACCUUACAUAGACAGGUGUGCGCCUUUCCAAAUAAUGUCCAUGUUUAUUUACCACAGGUGGACUCCAAUAAAGUUGUUGAAACAUCAA